AUAUCUAGCCGGAUGUUGAAAAUCAUGUGGCGUUGUAAACAAAAUAUUAUGAUUAUCUGAACAUUUUGUUUAUAAACAAUCCCGGAAGUGAAUGUAUUAAUAAGAUUAUUUUGAUAAACAUCGUGACGGUCGUUUCCAUGCCGCUUCUGAAUAAUCAUCAAAACACAUUUUGGAAGUAUCGGAGAAAGAACGGAAAAAAAAAAUCAAAAUGAACACUGAAUUUGCGCUGGUUAUAAUUGCUGUUGUUACAUCAAUUGAAGUUAGUGCAAAUGAGCCACAAUGUGCCUGCUCGAAGUUUCAUUAUGAGGAACAAUUGUUAGAGAAAAUGGUGAGAAUGGAAUUUGCUGUGAAAAAUAUGAAGAAUGAGAUGAAUCAAGCAAGAAGUAGUGUAGCUAAGACUGUGGAAGAAUUCAAUCGUCUUAAAGAAAAUAGUGCGGAAGAAAAUUUAAAGAAUUCGAAAGUUAACAUACGCCCCGCCUUCACAGCCAGAUUGUCUGCUCAUAUUGAAAAGCUUGGAAAGAACCAGCCAAUCAUCUUUGACAACAUCGUGACAAACAUCGGACAAGCCUACUCGGAAACCUCAGGGAAAUUCACUGCCCCAAAGGAUGGUGUCUAUUAUUUUAUUGCAACUGUAUUGAGUUUCUCUGGACAGCAACUGCGCACCGAAAUUGUUAGAAAUGGACAGUUUAUGGUGAAAAUGUAUUCCUAUGACAAAGCUCACGAGCAGGGAACGAGUGGUGUUGUCUUGCACCUGAAUGCCUCUGAUGAAGUAUGGGUCAGGCAUUACAUGGGUACAGAGGGUGAAAAUGUGUAUGGUUACCACUGGUCUACAUUUUCCGGUUUUCAAAUUUAAUAAAAUUAUCUUUCUUACACUUUUUUUGAAAGGAUAAAGUCGCAGUGGUCAAGUUUCAAUGCUGUUAAUUCGGCUUUAAUGUUGAAACAAAUAGCUACAUAUUUGUAGAGCAAAUAGGAUAGUGUCUUUCAUCUGUGUUGUGCUUAGCAAACUUUUAAACACACACUCACACAAUUUUAUUGUUAAAUUUUAGAUAAGCCUGCAACCUAUCGCUUCGAGAUAAUCGGUUACGGUAAAAUGUGAUUGCUUAUCCUUACAAAAUUGUUGAGUAAAAUGUUUUUGUAAGUUAAUGGUCAAAGUAAAUAAGAGAAAUCUAAAUAAAUCUUUAUCUUUUUAAAAAUAACACUUGUUGUAAAGCUGUUAAAAGUGUGUAACAGACGUGUAUUUUAAAAAUAAUUAUAGCUUUAAAGAGCUGUAUGUUGAAAAUGAUCUGAAAUACUGUUGCAAUUUACAGGUGUCUCAAAAAAUACAUCUGUUAUUUUUUUUUACAUUUGAACGUUAUCGCUGUUAAACUGUAUCUUCUAAAAUAU
This is a messenger RNA of Mercenaria mercenaria, 1383 nucleotides long. Its product is annotated as caprin-2-like. The transcript is spliced from 2 exons. Gene Ontology annotation, molecular function: protein binding. The record is from RefSeq and is a predicted model, not a curated record. NCBI's taxonomy places the organism in Eukaryota, Metazoa, Mollusca, Bivalvia, Venerida, Veneridae. The coding region runs from base 209 to 853 and encodes 214 amino acids.